CCACACAAUCGGUCCAAUGUCUCGACCACUCUAAUUGAGAGAGGGAAAAGCGGAGAGUCGCAUCCGGGUGGUGGAGCAGCCUCCCGUGCCGAACCGUCUGACAUCCCCCAGUCCUGCGAAGGGGACCAGCAGUCACGGGGAGGAAUAAUGGUUCCGAAUAGUCUGCUUGGUUUCCAGUCGAGGUCGCCGGUGUUCAGAACACUGUCCAGGGGCUCCAGUGGAUAUUUUUCGUUCGACAGCGAUUCUAUUCCAAGCUCCCCGAUAUUGAAAGAUAACAAGUCGACACAGACUCCGAGCCCAUCUAGCCAAGUCAUUACCCACGCACUGCAGCGCAUGUCUCAGGCACUGGAGACCCGGCGAGAUUAUGGUAAGGCACGCACCCUUGCUGGUGUCGCACAGGUUGUUACUCACAAUCCAGAGCGCUGGCUUCGAGGUGGGCAGGUACAUGGCAUGGCGCACAUGAUAAACUCUUUACGCGCAAAAAUGAUGUGCGCUGCCCUUGUGGCAAUCAGAAAGUGCACUAUUUUUAUACACUUAACUCACACCAGUUGACGACAUCCUCUGACUAUUCCAAUGUACUAAGGACCAUUGGUUCUGUAGCGUAUUCAUUGAUAUGGGGGGAGGAUGGCGGGCUAUUAUGCACGGAUGCGUCUUGGUUUAUUGCGCGCUAAUUGUCCCUUGGGUGGUUUGUAAUGUCUAUAGUUAUAUUUAUUUAAAUACCGUAGUCAUUACGAUAUCUGUAUGGGUCGAGCAUCUUUAAUAACUUGACCAUGAGCCAAUAGUUGGAUUUAACCUCAGCAGGAAGUUUUUUUAGAUCAGUAUCUGCCCUCCGUUUACUGAGUUGUCAUAACAAGCCACCAAGGAGUGUGCGUGUGUGCGUGAUAGCAAAACAUGCGUGCACAUGUGUUUAACGGCACCUGUGCUUGCACACAGACUUACACUCAAUCUCAAUAACAUUCCGUGACAAAUCCAGUGGCCAUAGAAGACAAGCAAAAGGAAAUACACAGGGAUAAACAUGCACUGCUAUUUGUCCCCUUAGUGCAUAAUAGAUGUGAUUGAGCAGCCUAAUUCACCUGUGUACUUUUAUUUGACCACAUGUAGUGAGUUGGAGUAGAGGCCACAUGUAGUGAGUUGGAGUAGAGGCCACAUGUAGUGAGUUGGAGUAGAGGCCACAUGUAGUGAGUUGGAGUAGAGGCCACAUGUAGUGAGUUGGAGUAGAGGCCACAUGUAGUGAGUUGGAGUAGAGGCCACAUGUAGUGAGUUGGAGUAGAGACCACAUGUAGUGAGUUGGAGUAGAGGCCACAUGUAGUGAGUUGGAGUAGAGAUCACAUGUAGUGAGUUGGAGUAGAGACCACAUGUAGUGAGUUGGAGUAGAGGCCAGUCAGAAUAGACCUCUGUAUCUUUUGUCAACAGCAAACAGGGCUUCCUCCCUGCUCAUUCUCCUUAGGAGCCGGCUGAUAUGAGGGACAGAUACAUCUCUAUCUGUAGUGUUUCACACACAUCUCUAAUCCCAAAGAGACUACACUUAAAGGAAAACUCCACCCAAAAACAAUCUUUGGGUAUUUGUUUAAUUAGACCGUAGUCCAAAAUGUUGUGCAUGUCAGCAAUCAAGUUUUCAAGAUAUAUAACUUUCAAAAUACAGAAAUACAGCCAGUAUGAUGCAUUCUGCUACCACUACUAAAAUAUAUUUUUGGGAUUGAAUUUUCCUUUAAUGGGUACACUCUUAGAAAAAAAAGUGCUAUCUAAAACCUAAAAGGGUUCUUCGGCUGUCCCCAUAGGAGAACACUUUGAAGAACCCAUUUUGGAAUCACGUAGAACCCUUUUGGGUUCUAUAUAGAAGGCUUUCCACACAGGGUUCUACUUGGAAUCAAAAAGGUUUCUCCUAUGGGGACAGUCGAAUAACCCUUUUGGAACCCUUUUUCUAAGAGGGUAGAGAACAACAACUUUUCUAUCUAUGAUGUUGGGAAGCCAAUGAACUGGGCCCCACUCAGAGCCAUUUCUUAAGAUAAAGUCUGAAGAGUAUGUUUGUGGAGAAUAUCAUCAAUGUUCUCCAGUUUUAGUACCACCGCCUGUUAUUGCCUGACGGAGGCAGACGCUGUGGAGGAAUUAUUUACCUGUUUUUUUUACUCAGACAUUUUAUUUUCUGACCAUCAGAUAUGAUUGAUCCUAGCACACAUAUAGAAAAUCACAAGUGUGGUGUAGUAUCUGGUAGUCUAUAUCAGGGUUCCCCAACUGGCCCGUGGGUGGUUUAUAUUUGGCCCCCCAAGUUUUCUGAGCAAGAAAUAAUAAAAGGAAAUCAGCUCAGAGUGAUUUUAUACAAAUGUAAGCAAGGUUUGAAAUGAUUAUGUUUUAGUCAAACAUUAUAUCUGUUUGGGCUUCUUGUGGUCAAUUUGGCGUCUACAAAUUAUUUGUAAUUAUGUUUUCCGGCCCCCUGACCAUCCACUCAAGAAAAAAUUGUCCCGCAGCUGAAUCUAGUUGAUGCCUUUGGUGCAUUAAAUUACAUUUAGAUUUUGACAACUUUUCUUGAGGUUUCUUGACAAAUAGCCUUUAUAACGCACUCAUAAGAUUGUCAUAAGAUAACAAAAGGUAACAUUUCAUAACAAUAGUCCUACACUCAUCAUGGGAAAUGCUGUGGUGAUGCAUGAUGCAUGUCAUGAAUUGUCACUGUGGUGUGUGUUAUUGUUAUGUCUCUUUUAUGACAGUGAUAUAAAGCCAUUAUGCCAGGCUACUUGCAGUAAAGGGUUUCCAUAUUAACAUAUAGUACAACUGAUAUUGCAGGGGCCCUGAGGGAUAUGAGAAAUAUUAGACAUAUGGUUCAUGACACGUGAGUCAUAACAAGAGAUCAGAACACAUUCAUAUUGACAACUAAACCACACUAUAGGAACCACUUAGCACGUCAGAAGAGAGUCAUACUGGACUCUUCUUAGUACUGUUGUAGCUUGGUCUUUGUUAUUAGAUUGUGUGCCAAUGAGUUCUGAGAGCCAUUUGUUCUUUGUCCCCCAGACGUGUGGCCCAACCCCCUCCGGCCCAAUAGAGCACGCCCACCACCGACUGCGGGGGACAUGCGGCCAGAGAUACUAAUCGGUCAGGAGCUUCAGCGCAUUGGAGAUGAAUUUAACAACCUCUUCAUACAUGGGGUGAGUAGUUACACCAGCACUGAGACUUGCAGUCUACUAUACACUUACAGAGGGAGGAGCCUAAAAAGAGACCCAUAUAUCCUGAUGAUACGUCAUUUCUGGGGGGAAAACAAGAAUUAAACCAUCACUUUCAGGGAAUUGUUAGCUUCAGUUCAAAUAUCUCUAAGUGAGUUAGUGGCUGCCAACCACUCUCAAAGGAUACGAUACACAAAAACAAUUAUAUCAGGAUCAUGAUGAUCACAGUAGUCGCUGCAGGACAAGGGAAAGUUCAUCUUCCCAUUAGAUAGUGUCAAUUAUUUCAGCGUUUUCGCAGACCUGCUGCCGAAAUCAUAAUAAUAUAAUAUAAUAAUAUGCCAUUUAGCAGACGCUUUUAUCCAAAGCAACUUACAGUCAUGUGUGCAUAUAUUUUUACAUAUGGGUGGUCCCAGGGAUCGAACCCACUACCCUGGCAUUACAAGCGCCAUGCUCUACCAAUUGAGCUACGAUGACAGCAUCGUUGAAGAAAAUGCUUGUGCAGCCAUCAGAGUUGGUUUCUUUCUCUUGCUACUUGCACAUUACAUUUCUGGAGGUUGCAUCACCUUAUUUACAAACCAUAUCAAGGACUGCACUGUAUCAAAUGGAGCUGAUAAGGUGCACAGCUCAACAUGUGCCAUUCUAGAUGAUUUCUAUUUGUGUCCUUGACCUAGCAUAGACACAUUCUGUGCUCUCAUUUCUUAUGUACUGAGGACACUCUGGCUUUAGAACAUUAUUUAUAAUACAAUGCAUAUGAAUAAUAUGUUGUUACCAAAAUAAUAGUAUUUGUAUACCUUAAUCAUUUUCAGUGAGCUCACUAUGGCAUAUGCCGUGGAGGGUCAUAUUAUGACUCUUGGCCUGCUAUACAUGUGUGAAUAUCACGUAUCAGCUGUUACACGACCGGCCUAAUGUUCAAAGACACCCCCAGCAGGAGGCUGUCUGUUCAGCACAGACAUGAAAAGGUUUUGUGAGGUCAUGGAGAGGGAAAGAAGGAGAGAGGGAGAGAGAGAGGCUACAUGAAAAGUGCAAUACUGUUCAUAUAAACGUGUUAUUGCAGGUUUUCAGUUAAUUUAUGUAUAUCACGAAGCUCAUCUGCAUUUCCUGCAGUGCAGGAAAAUUCUCAGCAACAAAAGAGUGAUCAAAUGAAGAUCCUACAUCUGUAGCUACAGGACAGGCUCUUUGUAGCUAAAACAAUCUCUGUCAGGUGGGGAUUAAUCUUACCCUGGGUUACCCAUUUCCUGGUUAAUUCCAUAACUCUGUCCAGAUCUUACACUUGAACACCAAUCAUACUCAAAGAGCUUUGUUGGGUUAAUUUUUGGAGGGAAUUUUUAGUUUAUAGAGAAUGUUCCAUUCUUGUCACUCUCCAUCUGAGCAGUCUUGAAUUGGCUGAAAUGAAAGACCCAUAAAAUGUUUUUUAACAUUUACGUAAUUUAGAAGACGCUCUUUUCCAGAGCAACUUAUAGGAGCAAAUAGGGUUAAGUGCCUUACUCAAAGGAACAACAAAAUAUUUUUUCACCUAGUCGGCUCAGGGGUUCAAACCAGCGACCUUGCUGCCCCACAUCUGUUUGAAAGCUGUUGAUAAUGCAUGUUGCAUGCAUUUCAGGGAGUUUCGAUGUGACUGUGCAUGGAAUUUGUUGACUGUUUUUCUUGCCAGUCCAUAACCCCGGGAUGUUCCUGUCAUGGACGUCGUGUAGAUUUGUAUCUGUUUUCUUCAUCGCCAUCCCCAAGGGCCACUUCCUGGUACCCAUAAAAGGGGAAGGUUUGUCUGUAUAAUCAAAAAGAUGAACUGAUGACUGGACUUUGUAUUUGCUCACUAAAAAAACAGAAAUAUUUAUUUCUAAUGAGUGCAUGAGCAUUUGCUGUGAAUAAUGUGUUACUAAUGGCUCAGGGUGUCGGAGGAGAAAUACAUAUUGACACACCUUUCAACAGGUGAGGCUGUUGAAACACACAUUCUAGAACAGAACAGGGUGUGUGUGUGUGUGUCUAUGUGCCAUGUUCUGGUCUCAGGUGUUUGGUUGACGUCAGAGAGGAAUUCUGCAAGACUGUCUCUUUCUAGAAUCUAGAGCUGUCUCAUAUGUCUCCCAUCUGUCACAAUUGUCUAUUAAAUAACUUUAUACAGGUUAUUACGUUGUGUGUUACUGCCAAGUGCAGGUGUUUCAUACAGUUCUAUGUAUAGGUUUUCAACUGCCAAUAACUGUCAUAAUGCUUGUAUCUGGAUGAGCCAUAUUACUUCCUAGCUAGUGACUAUAAAGUGAGUCAUUUCAUUGUAGACAAAGUGUUUGUGUGUUUUACGGUGUCACGUAAGGUGAAUCAAAAAACCUCCUGCACACUUUGUUUACUGAUCCACAGGUCUGUGUCAUCUGUCAAACUUCCUAGUUCUUCCUUCUGAUUGGCUCUAUGGCCUCUGGCCACCCACACAACUGACCAGUGACCUACAUUACACUAGCGAUGACCAGGUUUUGUUUUGCUACACACACACACACACACACCAUUCCUUCUCUGCCUAAAAGCCAUCAUGAAAAAUACUAAUUAAGGCUGUCUGAGUGUGCAAUCAAGGUCAAUGAGGCCAAGGCCAGAGGUUUGAGACUGGCAGGAGGAAGGGUCAGGUUACAGGGAUGGUGCAGUGUAGCUGGUUGGUGAGUGAGUGGUUGUGUUGCAGCAUAGCAGGACUACGUGACUGCUCAGCUUUAUUAUGCCUACCCUGCGGUUAAGGCUCUCAGGGAGCCCACUGUGGGCUCUAAUUAUCCACUGGUCCGCCUUUACAGGCCUCACUCACCCAGCGCCAUGGAGACACACUCAGUCCAGCUCCGGCCCUCCAGACCUGAUCUUUGUCAUCUUCUCCCAGGGUCAGUUUGAACCAAGGCUCCAAAGGUUGUCAUGCUUUGUGUGAGGCGCUGGAAAGAACUUCUGAGUGGAGUUGGUCCACUGUUAAGUCUUUGAGUGUGUUGCGGCUUUGGGUGUCUCAGUACUCGCUUUCUCUGGUUCAGGGUUUGCACUUUUGGAGCUAUUCCAUUGGUUCCAUUGCACCAGGCCAGCUCAAUCAAGCACAGCUAAAGUAUUUGGAAGAAAUCCAAGUACUAUUUGAGCCCAGGUCUGGUGAGACGUCUCUCCAGUGGUGAAUAUAGUAGUGUGAGACAUAAGGACAAGCACCCUGCUAAUGCAAAGCAGAUGUCUGGCCACAGAAACAUGUUGUUAUUCUAAGAUAACUAAGGUCUGCAUUUUGCCACUCAAAUUAUCUGAGCAUUCACAUGGCAGCUCACUUCUUUGUGGAGUUUCUAUCUUGUUUUUAAAUUGUUACGCAAAGGGAUUUUCAUUAGGAAGCAGUGACGGCCCAUCUUAUUUGUGACGCAAUAUUAUUUUGGUUUAGGACCUGCAGUCUUUGUCUUGUAGAACAAGGGAGAGAGAAGUUUGUCUGUUUGGGAACUAUUUUAAGCAGCUACGUAAUAGCUUUUUUAAUCAAAUAAAAGCACAUUCGCUGAGUGUAAGUGACUACUUUGUUUUUCCUCAGCAAUUGCAGGCAGACAUCUGCGAACGUAUUAGCGAGUCACUUUAAUUGCAUGUCUUCUACUUCAAAUUGUGGCUGCUCUCCCAGUUUGUUCGAAUUGUUUUUCAGUGUUCUUCUGGCCUUGGACGUUUUUGUUAAGCUUGCAUGUGGUGUUGCAGAUUUCACUCUGCGUUCUCUCACAUCAGCAUGUGGUACCUGAAAAUCACACAGUUUGGGAACAGAAACAGCUGAAUACUCAGGCCCUGAUCCAUUAGACUUGAGACUAGAUUGAAAAGUGUUAAUGUUUUGUAAUAUUGUACCAAUUAGCUGUUUGUGGGCAUGGGUGCCAAACUGUCAGUGUGUGUAUUCAGUGAAUUUGUGUAUUAACGUCAUCACUGCCAAAAACCUGAUUCUUAAAGGGAAAGAUAAAUUGAUCCCAUUUUUAAGGAAAGUAGCAAGUACAGUACAAAAUCCCUUUAAUAAUAUAUUAUUAAAGGGAUCAUUCACCUGUUGAUUUGCCUUUUUCCAGCCUCUCAUGUUGCAUGCCUCAGGGUGUGAAGUGCCGUGUGAUUACAUAAUGUGUGUACUAGCUAUAUAAUGCAAUACAAAAUGCAACAUUGAGUCACAAUACUCUAAUACACACCAGAGAGGUUUUACCCUCAGACUCAAUGGCCAAAUAUCUGGAUCAAGUCUAUGUGUAUACCCUGUGUUGAAACCACUGCCUGGAACGGUUCAAUUAGUCAAGCUUACAGUAAGUACAGACAUCUUUCUUAUUCUAUUAAAAUCUCAGUAAAACAAAGUGCUGAGUAAAGGGUUUGAAUACUUAUGUAAAUAAGGUAUUUCUGUUUUAUAAUUUUUUAAUAAAUGUGCUAAAAUUUCUAAAAACCUGUUUUCACUUUGUCAUUAUGGGGUAUUGUGUGUAGAUUGCUGAGUUUUUAUUGUAUUUUUUAAAUCCAUUUUAGAAUAAGGCUGUAACGUAACAAAAUGUGGGAAAAAUGAAGGGGUCUGAAUACUUUCUGAAUGCACUGUAUGUUCUAAUCAAACAACCUUUCAACAGCUUGUUUUAAGUUCUUGUUAAAUCUUUCAGGGCAAUCAUUUAUAUCUAGCCAAACCAUCGGCCUGCCAUUUCUUUCAUGAACUCAUCAUGUUUGGCCCGAAGGUGAAUGGGGUCUUGCAAGGUUGCCAGUUCUGCUCUAAGUCUCUCUUACAGAGGGGUUAAUGCACUUCAAUUUAAGUCCACUUCCUCAUCACCUGUUUCCUCAGACACUAUUCACAGUCACUCCAGGCUUUUGUGGUUCUUGGCAUGACUCAUUUAAACUAAAACAAAGUGUUGAUAUCCCCCAUUCAUUUGUUCCUAAAUGUCUGCACUGUAUGGCUCCCUGCCAAGCUGCUCUGAAUCCACACACAUGCAGUGAUUCACUAAUGGAGUGAUGCCUCAGUCAUACUUCAGCAUAGUUCCUGUCAGAAACAUAGUUUCUGGUAAAAGUAGAACUCAGACUUGGUGUUUCCUCUGUCCCCUCUGCCAAAGAGGCCACAGGGGAAAUGACCAGCGCUUAUCGCAAAAGCCCUGCCAAUCUAGUGACCUCAGGCCAGCGUGAAGGCCGGGCCAAGACAGCCACCUGUUUUCACCUCCCCUUUGCCAAGUCUGCAGAGGUAAUUGUCUGUGAGGAGGGAGUAGUCUAUCCAUCCCCCAUUAUUAGGACCCCAUGAGCUGGCCAAGUCUAAGUGCACUGCUAAAAACCUAAUAGAAUGGCUCACAAUCUUCCCUAAUCUCUCAAUUCAUCUCACAGGAAAAAUUUCCCUAUUUGUGUUUAGGUCAUCAAGUGCCUCUUCCAUCUGAAGCUGAAGUAGCUGACCUAAUAGAAUGGCUUUUAUGACCGUGCUGCUGCCCUGUUUUUCUCAUUAAGAAAUAUGACUCAUGUUGUAAACCUGGUAUGUUCGUGUGUGAGGGUUGAGUUCAGCCCAAGGCUCUAGUGUGGUGGUUUGCAGGGCCUCUGCCCAACACAGCAAUGUUGACACAGAGAUCCAAAGAGCAGAGCAUCAACAAUCCAUUGAGAGGGUAAAUACAUUUACUCUGGUUGCUCAUUUAAUGCUCAAUUGUGUUUGUAUAAUUCAAUACUGUGUACACAUAAUUAACAAACACACGUACUGUACACAAGCACAUCCUGGCACAGUUUCACUGGAGCACAAACACAUGUAAGAACGUUUCAUUUGUUUGCCUGGGCUAAGUGUGGAGUGAACCCACUGAUCCUGACACCUGGAGAGGGACCAUGGGUUUGGGGUGAGGUGGGGCAGGAUGUUGAGUUGUGUUGGCCUGCUUCCUGUGUUUGUUAGGGUUGCAUGUGUGUCAUGAAAGGACUGGCACACCGACCACAGUUGAGCUCAGCCGUGUCCAGUAUUAUCAGCUAACCUCAGCUGUCUGUCUUCGACACACAGCAGGGGUCUUUAUGGUGCAGCCAAGACCCCCCAUGGGUUCACUGAGGAUAAAUCUGUUUAUUAGUGCUAGUUGUUUGAAUCAUAUGUCUGGAGGUGAAUGGUGCUUUUUACACUGUGUGUUGUGGCAAUAAUGUUGAAUGCUCUAUGUUUGUGGAGUAUGUUUAGUGGUUAUACUGUAUGUACAAGAGUAUGUGUAUGUAACACGGCUCCUUUCUCUGUGUCCUCCACAGCGCCUUGCAGGCAGAAACGGUCAGGUUGCCCAGGGAAACCUGCAGCAGAUGCACCAAGAGCCCACCUUCCUACUGUGGAUGGGUGUUCUGAUUGGACGACUAUUACAGAUAAUCCUGCGGAGAAGA
Messenger RNA from Coregonus sp. 'balchen', 9425 nucleotides. The record is from the annotation of a GenBank genome assembly. Lineage: Eukaryota; Metazoa; Chordata; Actinopteri; Salmoniformes; Salmonidae.